Molecule: messenger RNA, 612 nt
Organism: Nicotiana tabacum (common tobacco)
Lineage: Eukaryota; Viridiplantae; Streptophyta; Magnoliopsida; Solanales; Solanaceae
Source: RefSeq, a predicted model, not a curated record
UACAAAGGAAUAAUUAAAUUCCCACCUUAUGUCCACUCUCUAAAGACUAGAAUCUCUUUGAAUUCUCCACCCAUAUCAAUUUUGACUGCUAAUUUCACUGUUAACAUUCAGCCAUUCACAAUUAAUUUCUUUGAAUCAUAUUCUCUUUUUGGAAGGUGAGAGAUGUCGACCAUCUUUGGAACAAUGGAGGUCAAUAUUGUCAACGCUCGCGGUCUCAAAAACAACGAAUUCUUGGGCGGUGGAAUAGAUCCAUAUGUUUUGAUUCAAUAUAGAGCUCAAGAACGUAAGAGCACUACUGCAAAAGGCCAAGGCAGUAAACCAGAAUGGAAUGAGAGGUUCAAUUUCAGGGUAGAGUAUCCCUCUACAGAUAAGCAGUACAAGCUUAUACUUAAGCUCAUGGAUCAUGAUACCUUUUCCUCAGAUGACUCUCUAGGCGAAGCGACUAUUUAUUUGAAGGAAUUGAUUGAAUUGGGCGUGGAGAAUGGAAGAGCUGAAAUUCAUCCUCGCAAAUAUAGUGUGGUGGGCAGUGAUCAAUCUUACUGUGGGGAAAUUCAAGUUGGCCUCACUUUCACCCCUAAGGUAUUCUUUUGAACCCUCAGCUGCAGCAUCGGG